Messenger RNA from Cynocephalus volans (Philippine flying lemur), 513 nucleotides. Its product is annotated as large ribosomal subunit protein P1-like. The record is from RefSeq and is a predicted model, not a curated record. Gene Ontology annotation, cellular component: cytosolic large ribosomal subunit; ribosome. Gene Ontology annotation, biological process: cytoplasmic translation; translational elongation. Lineage: Eukaryota; Metazoa; Chordata; Mammalia; Dermoptera; Cynocephalidae. The transcript has a single exon. The coding region runs from base 1 to 513 and encodes 170 amino acids. Gene Ontology annotation, molecular function: structural constituent of ribosome; ribonucleoprotein complex binding; protein kinase activator activity.
AUGUACACAGUAAGCUUUAAAUGGACCUUAAUGGACCCCUUUCCUCAGCUGCCGCCUAGGUGCUCAGUCCUUCCAAGAAGUCUAAGGCCACAAUGGGGUGAGGCCCUCACAUCAUCUGGCAGCACCAGCCCCGCACUAGCCCACACUGUAGCCUCCAUCUCCGAGCUUCCCUGCACCUACUCGACUCUCAUUCUGCACAACACCAACGUGACCAUCACAGAGGAUAAGAUCAAUGCCCUCAUUAAAGCAGCUGGAGUAAAUACUGGAUCCUUUUGGCCUGGCUUGUUUGCAAAGGCCCUGACCAGUGUCAACACUGAGAGCCUCAUCUGCAAUGCAGGGGCUGGUGGACCUGCUCCAGCAGCUGGUGCUACCCCAGCAGGAGGUCCUGCCCCCUCCACCACUGCUGCCCCAGCUGAGGAGAAGAAAGUAGAAGCAAAGAAACAAAAAUCUGAGAAGUGUGAUGAUGACAUGGGCUUUGGUCUUUUUGACAAAACCUCUUUUGUAACAAGUUAA